UCCCCCUCGCUCGACGCGGAAAGCUUUGGCGCGUGGCUCGCUCUCUCACAGAUUGAAUCGCGGCAAACGUCGGUCGACCAAAGCACCAACCGGGGAGUCGUGCAGGAUUAUUUUUGCCGAUUGUUCGAGGUUGCCCUUCACUGCAAAGAGGGAAAAAAUGCCAUUGGGAUUGAUACUAGGGUUGGGAAGGGCAUUUAGGAGGAAGCGUACAUCAUCGCUUGAUAUUCUUUCUUCAAAACGUGCUCCAAGAAAUUACUACAAGGGAAAGAAUUGCAUACCAACUGGGUUUCACACACGCAAAGGUGGAUAUGUUGUGAUGCAGGAGAAACUACCAAACUAUGUAGUUCCUGAUUUGACUGACUUCAAGCUGAAACCUUAUGUGUCUCAAUGCCCAAGAGAAGUCAAAACUACCAAGGGCACCGAUGCAGCUAAAUAGACUAAGAGCCAUAAAAGGGGGCAUCAAUUCUAUCAGCGAGAGUGGACCAUUGUACGAUUGCUGCAAUCCUUGAAGUCAUGGCCAAAAUAUUAUCAGCACACGACGAGUGUCAGCAUGAAAUAAUGGUCACUGUUUCUUUUUCAGAGUGCAUCGUGUUGUUUCGGUAGAGAAAUGCGGUGUCGCUAGAUCGUGAUACCAUUAUGUCUUGUGGUGCUAUGCGUGUCCGCCACUGGAAAAGAUGACGAUGCUGCCAAGGAUGUAGUUAGAACAUCCCAUCGAAAUGCUCUCGCUAGGCAUAUGCAAGUAUCUUUUAUUUUCGAACUUGAGCUGCUUUUCAUGUAAGAGGUAAAAGCACGUCUACAAGAUCGUAGGAAGAGUUGCACUUUAGAAUUUAAACUCGUGGGCUGAGUAUGGAAACCUUAUUUUUGUUCUGAGCGUGGCUUUUCUAGUGUCGUCGUGUGAGCUGAAUGUGACAAGCCUACUUCACUA
This is a messenger RNA of Rhodamnia argentea, 925 nucleotides long. RefSeq names its product 39S ribosomal protein L41-A, mitochondrial-like. Bases 158 to 436 code for a protein of 92 amino acids. Gene Ontology annotation, molecular function: structural constituent of ribosome. The transcript has 6 exons. Gene Ontology annotation, cellular component: mitochondrial large ribosomal subunit. Gene Ontology annotation, biological process: translation. The record is from RefSeq and is a predicted model, not a curated record. NCBI's taxonomy places the organism in Eukaryota, Viridiplantae, Streptophyta, Magnoliopsida, Myrtales, Myrtaceae.